CUGGGUCACAUGACUCGCCGUUGAGCGCCUUCAUUCUGCUCUGAAGGGACGUAGCCGCGCGUCCUGCGGGAGAUACUCCAAAACUUACGCAUCGUGCCGUCAGUGUUGCGUUUUCUCCUGUUUCAGUGAGUCAGAUACGAGCUGCUCAGCUGGUUGUGCUCGGGGAGAGCCCCGCUGAAGUGAUCAAACAUGCCGGUCCGUACCGACCGCCGCCAGGGCCCGUGGUUGGCCUGUACGGCCUCGGCCUCUCUCGUGCCGCCCCCGCCGAUCAACACCCUCCAGCCCGGCGUCAACACCUCGCUGCUCUACAGCGGCUCCCAGUUCCGCGGCUACCAGAAGAGCAAAGGAAACUCGUAUGAUGUCGAGGUGGUUCUGCAGCACGUGACCACGGAGGACUCGUACCUGUGCGGAUACCUCAAGAUCAAAGGCCUGACAGAGGAAUAUCCCACACUCACUACCUUCUUUGCUGGAGAGAUCAUAAGCAAGAAAAGGCCUUUUUUAACCAGGAAAUGGGACGCGGAUGAGGAUGUCGACAGAAAACACUGGGGGAAGUUCCAAGCAUUUUAUCGGUACGCGAAAAGCUUUAAUUCGGAUGAUUUCGACUAUGAAGAACUAAAGAAUAGCGAUUACGUCUUCAUGCGGUGGAAGGAGCAGUUCCUAGUUCCAGAUCACACGAUCAAAGACAUCAGCGGUGCUUCCUUCGCUGGCUUCUACUACAUCUGUUUCCAGAAGUCUACAGCCACCAUCGAGGGCUACUACUACCACAGAAGCUCUGAAUGGUAUCAGUCUCUGAACCUCACACACGUCCCUGAACACAGCGCACCCAUCUACGAGUUCAGAUGACACUGACGUCCUGGAGGUGAAUCUACAGCGGACCGAGGAACUGGACACGAGAGGAACUGUCUAACGAUUACGCCCAGGACUCGGCUGUCCUCUCCCCUCAGUCUAAGAAUUAAACGGAGGUACAGAUGACGGAGAAACUCUUUCAGGAGACGGUCUACACAAGCCGAGCAAGCGAGCGGGAUUCGGGGAUUCGCAGCAGUGUUUUGGGUUUCCUUUUAAGUUUCAGAGUUUUUAACGCUUCUGUCCUUCGAUCAUCUUAGAAAACUACUUUUAUCCUUAAGGUUUGGGGAUUAAAACCACAGUUUUUCUUUGUCCUGGAUCGAAGAGCCAACUC
Messenger RNA from Carassius auratus (goldfish), 1177 nucleotides. Its product is annotated as glucose-induced degradation protein 4 homolog. Lineage: Eukaryota; Metazoa; Chordata; Actinopteri; Cypriniformes; Cyprinidae. The transcript is spliced from 6 exons. The coding region runs from base 190 to 843 and encodes 217 amino acids. Gene Ontology annotation, cellular component: GID complex. Gene Ontology annotation, biological process: protein targeting to vacuole; protein catabolic process in the vacuole; proteasome-mediated ubiquitin-dependent protein catabolic process. The record is from RefSeq and is a predicted model, not a curated record.